AUGUUCCAGAAGUUCGAUGCACUCAAGACUGCUCCACCACCACCACCGUCGACCACGACCACAACCGAGGCUCCAACACCUCCACCGAGUCCAUCACCAAUUGUCGAAUUAGCUUCAGCCCCCCAAACGGCGCCGGAGCCCCAAGUAUCGCCAGCGGUUGACCCGAACCUCGACUCGAUCAAAGAACUGAAGGAUAGACUCCUAUCGGCCAUCAGGUCAAACCCUGAGGCUGCAGCUGUGGCAGCAGCCGCCAUCAGAGACGCCGCAAAGGCGUCUUCCAGGUCUGGUGCAACUGGCACAAGCGCUUCGGCACUCGAAGCAUUGUCAAGCUUGUCCGGACUCCGAGGCGGAAACCGGGUUAAGCGACGGGCUAAACGUCAAACUAUGCCUCCAACAGAAACAAAGCCGAACUAUUCUAUUGAUUUCACUGGUAAUCCAUUGAAUUGCAACUGCGAGCUCAAAUGGCUGUUCGACUUCGGUUAUAAGUAUUCGGAUCAGUUCUUCGGUCUGGCGUGCGGUGGAGAGUGUGACACGACUAUAGUCGACGUUGGGGUGGCGUCUGUGAGGCAAAGCGGGAAGAGCAAGCAGGCAAGCAAGCGUUGCUCAAAUGAGAAUAGACCUCCGGGUCGCUAA
Notodromas monacha is the source of this 633-nucleotide messenger RNA. Lineage: Eukaryota; Metazoa; Arthropoda; Ostracoda; Podocopida; Cyprididae. The record is from the annotation of a GenBank genome assembly.